ACACACACACUGACUUGUGCCUUGUGGGAGAAAGUCAUCUCAUCUGCCCAGUAGUAAGACCAUGGCACACUCUGUCGGGAAUGGACAAAACUCGCAGAAAAAUUUUACUUUACGCCUAACAUUAUCUAAAGUUCCUUAAGACUGACCUGAGAUCUAAACGAGUAGCAAUCCUAUCUGAACGGACACUGUUGUAUGAAUGUAUACGAAACCUAAAGAAAUAAAUGUUGGCGGGACUGUAUUUGUUGUUUCAGAGUGAGGAAAUGGGAGGGAUGUAUGCCGCAAGGGUCUGCGCUAGACUCUUACAUCAUGCCCAGCAGACUGCCAUUUUCAGGUCCAGGGUUCCAGUUUCAAGACCUGGCUGCUUACUCACAUUAUCAUCUGGCCCAGUAAGACAGACAAACUCCUCUUCAUCAUCACAAGUUCAAAAUGCAAAAAAUACAAAUCCCUCACAGGAUCUCAUUAUCAGUUCAUCAUGUGUGACCAGACUGAAAGAAAUAAUCCAGAACGACGACCAGUCCUUUCUGAGAGUGAUUGUUGAGGGAGGUGGCUGCUCAGGAUUUCAGUAUAAAUUUGACCUGGACACUGUGGUGCAGGAUGAUGAUAGAAUCUUUGAACAAGACGGAGUGCGGGUAGUGAUUGAUGAAACAUCACUUGACUUUGUACGAGGUUCUACUAUAGAUUACCACACGGAGCUGAUACGAGCAGCAUUCAGGGUCACCAAUAACCCUCAGGCUGAAGGAGGUUGUUCAUGUGGAGCCUCCUUUGCUAUAAAAUUGUAGAUUGUAGGUCAGAUAUGUAUAUACAUUAUUAUAUUCUAUAUAUACGUUUAGAUAUUUUUAUAUUUAGCCUUCUAUGCAAAGGGGGAUAGAUUUUCUAUAAACAUGAAAUAGUAUAUUAUUUCAUAAGGUUAACUACAGAAUCUGUAAUGUAUGUAUGUGUUGAAAAUAAAAAUUGGCAGAAAACCACAGUAAAUUGAUUAGGUCAAGAAAAUCUACGCAGGCUGAUAUAUAUAUAUAUAUAUAUAUAUAUAUAUAUAUAUAUAUAUAUAUAUAUAUAUAUAUAUAUAUAUAUAUAUAUAUAUAUAUAUAUAUAUAUAUAUAUAUAUAUAUAUAUAUAUAUAUAUAUAUAUAUAUAUAUAUAUUAUCCCUUUGAAAUGGUGAUAACACAAACACAGCCAUGUUUUGGAUCAUUGUGAUAAUAGAUAUACUUAGAGAAAAUUGCUAACUCACUCACUUGGUUAUUCUCUUAUUUUUUCACUAAGUGUGGGUAAUAAGGUGAGGAUCUCCCACUACAGGGAAACAUUAGACAAGUUUCAAAACAGAUCACCACACUUGGUUUGGGUGAAAAGAUAGAUAUUGCACUGUAAGUAUUAUUAAUAGUUUAUUUUAAUAUUAUCUAAAUUCAAUCUCCAGAGUAAUUGUAUCAAUAAUAAAAUGUUAUCUGGAAAUACAUUACUGUACAUAUUUGUAACUCGUAAAUUAACUGUGAAUAUAAACAUAUACAUAUG
This is a messenger RNA of Portunus trituberculatus (swimming crab), 1507 nucleotides long. Its product is annotated as iron-sulfur cluster assembly 2 homolog, mitochondrial-like. Gene Ontology annotation, biological process: iron-sulfur cluster assembly. Gene Ontology annotation, cellular component: mitochondrion. Gene Ontology annotation, molecular function: iron ion binding; 4 iron, 4 sulfur cluster binding; 2 iron, 2 sulfur cluster binding. The transcript is spliced from 3 exons. Bases 222 to 779 code for a protein of 185 amino acids. Lineage: Eukaryota; Metazoa; Arthropoda; Malacostraca; Decapoda; Portunidae. The record is from RefSeq and is a predicted model, not a curated record.